AUGGCAGCCACGGAAGACGCUAGCCAGCUGAUGGGGGUCACAUUUGACUCCAAUGGAACGACCAAUCCAUACCCGGAGGCUAUUCUACAACAGUCAGGCAAGUCGAACAAGCUCUAUUCUUCGCUACAGGGCACCACCCCGCAAUUUAUCACCGCAGCACCCACCAUUCCAACGACACGAUGGCACGGCUCCCACUUGGAAGCAGCACAGCGACGGAUUCUAGAGAAAUGGCUAGGUCAAACUGCAGGGUUGAAACAGGCACAGCUGAGUGUUUACGCUGCUCCCAUUGGACGGGCGAACCGGCUCUUUGCAUGGGCAUCGAGUGACGCCUACGUCGAGUCAAAGCGACUACAGCUAAGGCUACAGCGGGGGAAGCGCAAAGAGCUGGAGCUGGAGGAUCUGUAA
Molecule: messenger RNA, 405 nt
Organism: Lodderomyces beijingensis
Lineage: Eukaryota; Fungi; Ascomycota; Pichiomycetes; Serinales; Debaryomycetaceae
Source: the annotation of a GenBank genome assembly